UCAGUCAAACACUCAAGACAAAUUCUCUCUCCAUGGGCUGUGGCGGCAGUAAACUCAGUGCGGACAUGCUCCCCGGUGGUUCGCAACACCAGACGCGGCUGCUGUACCGCAAUACAUGGCGUGUGGAUGCCGCCAACCGCGUCUUCGGCGCCUGCUACGACGGCAACACCGUUGUGAUCAUCAAUCCGGGUCGUAGCCCUGUGAAGCCCUACAUCCGCGUGCCUGAGGGCACGUAUGCUCUCGUGCAACACCAAGGACGCGACGUGGACUACGUCAAGUCGGACGGCAGUCGCACGCCCGUGUGGCCCCCAGGGAUGCACUUCGCCUCGGUCUUCACCAAGGUGGCCCACCUCGUCACCAAGCAAUACAUUGUGUUCGACACACCCGUUAAGGGUUGCAAGACCGCGGACGACGUGACCGUCGGCAUCGAUAUGUGUCUGAUCCUCCGAAUCAUGGGGGACGAGUCCAAGGGCGAAGACCCUGAGCUCGUUCGCCGCUUCGUGUACGAAUUAGGUCCGAAUGGGCUCGAAGUUCAGCUUCGGGCUGCGCAAGAUGAAGCUGUACGCGCUCUGGCUCGUAGUGUUGAGCACACGGAAGUAUACCAGCUUCGAGACGGCACCAUGCGCGAGAGAUUCAAGACGGGAGCGCUCAAUUUCCGCACCAACCGGCCAGUUAACGACGAGUUCCACUCCCCCAAGAUGAAAAAGACGGAGGAUACUCCGUCGGAAGAGAGGGUGAUGUACUGCGUUACUGAAGACAUCAAGCGCAGCUUGAACGACCAGUUCAACACGUACGGCGUGCAAAUUACCAGCGUUGCGAUCACCAACGUCACCCUUCCGCAGGAAUUCCAGAGGCAGAUGGAGAGCCGUACGACACACUUGAGCGCCAUCAAGGAGCAGAAUAUGAAGCAGAUGAGUGACAUGCAAAUGUUGCAGUACAAAGAGGAGAUCGACACGACCAAACUCAAGCGCAGAAUGAUGUACAUGGAGGAGGAGCAGACGGGUAAGGCCAAGUGUGCUGAGAUUCGCAAAGGUAUCGAUCUCAUCAACGCACAGACGAAACUCACAGACGAAGAGAUCAACCAGAAGACUGCUGUGAUCUGCAACAACCGUGACGUCGAAGCAGCCUUGAAGAUUGCAGAGAUUGAGGCUGAGACUGUGCGUAUCGCGGCUGAAAUUAAUGCUCACUGCGAUGCCGAAAUCGGGCUCAUUAACGCCGAGAAGGCUGCACUGCAAAUGCAGUUGGAGGCAACGACUGAUGAAGUCCGAGUCACUUCGGAGUCAAAGGCUGCAGAGAUCGUCGCUCGCGCUGAAGGAUCUGCUGUGAAAAAGCUGGAGAAGUACCGAGAGCAUGUGCUCGAAAUGAGGAAGUUGGACAUGUUGGGCUCGCUCGCGAAGAACAAGAAGACAGUGGUGUCAGGUGAUACGUCCAACAGCCUUUUGUCGGAGGUGUUGGUGGCGAAUCGUCAGGGCAACGUUAUGCUCAACAUCGACGGGCUGAUGAGUAAAGCCGGCGGUGGCGGCUUCGUCUGAGCACACGAUGGAUAAGUGCUGUUCUACCGAUUGAAGGUAGGCCCCGCAGACUUUUAGUGACGUAUUAUAUAUUUUUUCCAUGUAGUGCUACUAACAAACCAAGUAAUAAACAGUAACCAAGCUUAAAUCGUGUA
Phytophthora nicotianae INRA-310 is the source of this 1666-nucleotide messenger RNA. RefSeq lists its product as hypothetical. The transcript has a single exon. The coding region runs from base 33 to 1532 and encodes 499 amino acids. The record is from RefSeq and is a predicted model, not a curated record. Lineage: Eukaryota; Oomycota; Peronosporomycetes; Peronosporales; Peronosporaceae.